UUGUGAUAUUUGUCGAAAGCUUGGAGACGGUGUGUCACUUGACCCACUGAAUACUCAACAAACUUUCGCCUCCAAACAAAACACGGCUCCGAUUCUGAGGCAUUAUUAUGAUUAUUAUUAUUAUUUCCCGAUGUCGAACCACAACCACCUUCUUUACCCGAAAUCCAGGUCGGUUCCGGUUCCGGUUCCGGUUAGAAUAAUUUUUGAGCGCCGUACGUCGAUCGGCAAAUGGGCUGCAAAUAUAAGAUUGGUUUGGGAUUGAUUUGUACGGCGGUUCUUAUAUGGGUCGCUUCCGCCGAGAUUACUCAGAGAAUCUUCAGUGAAUAUAAACAUCCAUUUGCUCUCUCAUAUUUAGGGGUAUCUCUCAUGGUGAUAUAUUUACCAGUGGCAGUUCUCAAAGAUUUGGUGUGCAGUUUAUUAAACCCUCAUAGUUUACUUGAUAAUAAUUAUGAUUCUAUUAUAAGCACUUCAAUUGGAAUUGAUGGCCCAUUGAGAUUUAAUGAAAUACAUUACAAUUUGGAUGAAAGCAUGGGACAUUGCCUUAUAAUUAAUGAUAAAGAUUUGAGUACUACUGAAAGGGAAGAGGGACAACCUUUGAUUCCUAAUUUUGAAUCAUCACAUCAUAAAGUUAGUACAUGGGAAAUUAUUAAAUGCAGCCUUUAUCUUACUCCCUUGUGGUUCACUACGGAGUACUUCUCAAACUCGGCCCUAGCAAAUACGAGUGUUGCGACGGCAACGAUCUUGAAUUCGACAUCAGGCCUUUUCGCCCUUCUGUUUGGAGCUCUUGUUGGACAAGAAUCCAUAACCAUUUCCAAAGUGGUUGCUGUUUUCAUUAGUAUGGCUGGGGUCAUCAUGACAACCUUGGGAAAAACUUGGGCAACCAAUGAGUUCCUAAUCAUUUCUGAGUCAAGAGGUCUAAGCAUCACAGGAGACAUUUUCGGUCUUCUUUCGGCCGCAAUCUAUGGAUUAUUUACUGUGCUGCUAAAAAAAUCAGCUGGAUCAGAAGGAGACAAGAUUGAUGUACAAAAGUUUUUUGGAUAUGUUGGUCUCUUUACCGUAUUGGGUCUCUGGUGGCUUGUUUGGCCUUUAACUGCUAUGGGCAUUGAACCUCCUCUCAAGUUUCCUCCCUCGACAUCCUUAACCGAAAUCGUGCUUUUGAAUGGCUUCGUCGGGAGCGUUCUGUCGGAUUACUUUUGGGCCCUCUCUGUGAUUUGGACUUCUCCAUUAGUUGCCACACUUGGCAUGUCAUUGACAAUUCCCCUAGCUAUGCUGGCUGACGUUAUAUUACACGGUCGUCGCUACUCUGCUCUCUACAUCCUCGGUUGCAUUCAGGUGUUUGCUGGAUUUUUAAUAGUGAACUUUUCAGACAAGGUCUCUACUUAGGGGAGAACCAACUCAAAAUCCUCGGAAGAAGAAGGUGGAUGUGUUAAAUGUAACUUUACAAAUGUAAAUAUUGAACAUCUUAUGAAUAUAGGUAUAGAAAUGUUAAAUAUUUGAGAGUUAGAAUAUAAUUAUGUGUUGGAUAUGUAUAUUUGAGAGUUUAA
Molecule: messenger RNA, 1544 nt
Organism: Cucumis sativus (cucumber)
Lineage: Eukaryota; Viridiplantae; Streptophyta; Magnoliopsida; Cucurbitales; Cucurbitaceae
Exons: 8
Coding region: 229-1383 (384 amino acids)
Biological process (GO): regulation of peptide transport
Cellular component (GO): membrane
Source: RefSeq, a predicted model, not a curated record